Molecule: messenger RNA, 578 nt
Organism: Selaginella moellendorffii
Lineage: Eukaryota; Viridiplantae; Streptophyta; Lycopodiopsida; Selaginellales; Selaginellaceae
Product: putative ABC transporter C family member 15
Exons: 4
Coding region: 33-578 (181 amino acids)
Biological process (GO): transmembrane transport
Cellular component (GO): membrane
Molecular function (GO): ATP hydrolysis activity; ATP binding; ATPase-coupled transmembrane transporter activity
Source: RefSeq, a predicted model, not a curated record
UUUCCAAAAGCAUUAAUCCCAAGCCCAUACACAUGCAAAUUCAGAGGGGUAUUCUUGCUGGCUUGAUCGGUAAAGUGGGAAGUGGUAAGAGUUCUUUGCUAUAUGGAAUUUUAGAAGAACUAAAGCUAACUCAAGGUUCAUUAUUUGUGGAAGGAAAUAUAGCUUAUUCCCCACAACAGCCUUGGAUAUUAAAUGAUACAAUGCGAAAUAAUAUUGUCUUUGGCAGCAUAUUUGAUAAUAAACGCUAUGAUAAUGUAGUGGCUGCUUGUGCACUUAAUCAUGACAUUUCAAUGCUACCUAAUGGGAGUGACACUGAAAUUGGGGAAAGAGGGGUAAAUUUAAGUGGCAGACAAAAGGCUAGAGUAUCUCUUGCUCGUGCAUGUUAUAGUACUGCUCCUAUUAUUCUUUUGGAUGAUCCUUUAUCUGCUGUUGAUGCUUCAACAGCUAAAUACAUCGUUGAUUAUGUACUAAAUGGCAUUUUAAAGGGAAGAACAAAUCCAAUUGGAAAACUUUUAAAUCGCUAUAGUAAGGAUCAAGCUAUACCAGAUGAAACUUUACCAUCACAAAUCAAGGUUUGA